UUAUGCAGGAACAACUCACCUGAUGACAACACACCCUGCACUCCUGGCCAUUCUGAGACAAGCCCUCGCCGAGGACACUGCGACACUUCAACACAUCCCCAGCACCGCGGAGCAUCUGGACCGAGGUCCCUGAACCAGACGCCUCUACCCAGACACCGCCCCCUCCGCCAUGGGGAGGAUAGGAAAGGAAGUGGCCGGCCAGGUGGUGAGCUUCAUCGGCCUGUCCUUGGUGGCGGUCACCUGUGGCAUCCCCAUGUGGAGGACCACGUCGUUUAUCGGCGCCAACAUCGUGACGGGGCAGACCAUCUGGGACGGCCUGUGGAUGAACUGCGUCCAGCAGAGCACGGGCCAGAUGCAGUGCAGGCUCAGCGAGAAUGUGAUCCAGCUCAGCGCGGACCUGCAGGCCGCCAGGGCCCUGGUCAUCAUCUCCCUCAUCGCCGGCUUCAUCGGCUUCAUGCUCACCUUCGUCGGGGCCAAGUGCAUGGGCUGCCUGGAGACCGACGCGUCCAGGUCCAAGGUGGUGAUCCUGGGCGGCUGCCUCAUCAUCUUCUCAGCCAUCCUGGUCCUCAUCCCUGUGUGCUGGUCCGCCGCCAUCACCGUCGCAGACUACCGGAACCCCCUGACCAUCGAGACUCAGAGGAGGGAGAUCGGCGCGUCCAUCUACAUCGGCUGGGCGGCCGCGGCGCUGCUUCUGGUCGGGGGCAUCACUCUCACGACCUCCUGCCCGCCGCAGAAGAAGAUGUACGGAUACCCGGGCUACGGACCCCCACCGAUGUACCCCUACCCGGGGGCACCGAUGCCCAAUCCUGGCAACUAUGGUCCGGUCUACGCCCCGCCGUCGAGGGUCUAUUCUGGAACAGGCUCCUAUGGGCCGAGCAAACCUUAUGGAGCCCCCACAGUGAACUCUGGCACACAGUACCUGUAGCAGGGCUGACAUGGCCUUGUAGAAAUACUCUGUGAAUUAAGACUUUUAAACUGAUCGUUAACCAGGAAGCCGUGUGGCUGCUGCUUUGCUAAGGUGGCAGAGAAAUUUAGAGACUUUAUAUUGAAAUAUCUGCAUGAGACUGAGACUGUGGAAUCGGUGAUGUGAUUAUUUUGAAAUGUAAUUAUUGCAAACCUUUGAUCAUUUUUGAAGUUCUUGAAAAUAAUUUCCUCAUCGAUAGGAUGAGUAAUGUUUACCAAACAUUGUCUUCUUUUGCAUCAGGAGAUGAGAUUGGAAACAGUUUGACUUGUGAUCUAAUGGCACUGUAUAUAUUGUUGUAACAUAUUAAAAACAAUUUAAAGAAAACAAUUUUCCUGUGCAAAGAAACAUUUGUGAAGUGUGAGUGUUUUAUCCAAUAAAAUAAACUUGAAAAUAUG
This is a messenger RNA of Gadus chalcogrammus (walleye pollock), 1359 nucleotides long. Its product is annotated as claudin-4-like. Gene Ontology annotation, molecular function: structural molecule activity. The transcript has a single exon. Lineage: Eukaryota; Metazoa; Chordata; Actinopteri; Gadiformes; Gadidae. Gene Ontology annotation, cellular component: bicellular tight junction; plasma membrane. Gene Ontology annotation, biological process: bicellular tight junction assembly; cell adhesion. The record is from RefSeq and is a predicted model, not a curated record. The coding region runs from base 170 to 925 and encodes 251 amino acids.